AUGCACCGCAUAGAGCGGUGCAGAUUCGUCGCGAUGUUGGGGACGAUGAAGGCGGGAUUCGCGCGUUGUUUGUGCUGGCGGAGGUAUUUGUCUAGGCGCCUGGCGCGUCGAUUGCGCGAUUCAUUCGAAUGUGACGUCCGCAGGGAAUGUGACCCAGCGCGUCUGGCGCGAAGAUCUGCAUGCAUCAGGUUGAGAACGUCUUUCAUGGUCGUGCGCGCCGGCAAAGAACCGCAUAGAAGGAGUGGAUGGGCGUCAGGGGGGAGCCGUGGCAGCGCAUGCGGUGCAGUCAUGCAGUUGGCUGGCAAUUGCCGAACCCAACUGGAAUCGAUUUGUUUUCGCGACGAAACCCCGCUUUCGACCUUCGUCAUCCCCCUCAUCCCCCCGAGCCCAGCAGAAAAACAGUCGAGCAUCCCGCUCUCUGGCGUCGUCGACACCCGGCCGACCCUAGAGCACACGGUCGCCACCAUUCUCCAAAAAAGGAACCAAGACCUCCGACUUCUCUGUCGCGAGUGGUCAUCCGUGCGAGGUUUGUGCUUAUGGCCCAUUCGACGCGUCCCCGCUGACCGCGAUAUGCAGGGGAACCACCCUAACACGCCCAAUCCACUCUAG
Molecule: messenger RNA, 609 nt
Organism: Schizophyllum commune H4-8
Lineage: Eukaryota; Fungi; Basidiomycota; Agaricomycetes; Agaricales; Schizophyllaceae
Exons: 2
Coding region: 1-609 (202 amino acids)
Source: RefSeq, a predicted model, not a curated record